AUGGAUAUUGAUGAACAAUUAAGAUACUUGGCUCUAAAAGAAAUGUGUGUGGUUGAAAUAAAGGAUCAUAUUACUAAUUUGAACAAUAAAUUGAAUGAACAUCAAAAGGAAUUACAUCAUCUCAGGGAGAUUAUUCAACGUUCAUUAUACAAGGAGUUGUCCACCGGUAAUUCACUAGCAAAGGCAACAGAAACAAGACCACGACAGAAUAGUAAUCCUCGUGAUGAAGCUAUUGCCAGGACAAGAAGAAGGAGGUCAUCUUUAUUUAAUGAUCAUCACAAUAAGGAUUUUGUUACUCCACCUAUAAAUGAUACUACUACUAAUAAUACUACUCCAGCGACAGUAACAACAACAGCUAAUCCAGAAUCGACAUCAAGAAUUUGGAGUGGAUUAAGUAAACCAUUGAAUUUGAUUCAACAAUUCGAUACACUUAUACAGAAUGAAUUUGAAAAAUCAUUAUUAAGUGAAAAGGACCAACAAGUCCAUAAUGAUCAAUCAAGAAAACUUGAAAAGCAAAUCUCACACCAAUCAAAAUCAUCAGAGGGGUCUAUUUCAAGUAUUGGAUCAAUAAAUUCACCAUUACAAUCCAAAUCAGUUAAUCCUAGACCAAUACCUAUGCCAAAACCGUAUCACAACAAACCAAGUAAAUCAGAUGAUAUGAUGCAAAGUGUCUCUUCUUCACUUUGGUCAUUUGUCAAUGACGUCAAGGCUAAUGUGUUGUCAUCAUUACAAGAAGAUGAACGUGAAAGGAAAAUUUCAGGACAGAAUCCACCAGCAAGGAUGUAUAAUCUAGAUACGGGUUCUACAGUUGACAUACUGCAGACUUCAAUUGCUGUAGAAGAUGAUGAAUCGGAGACAGAGUUAUUGGAACCAUUAGCCAGUGAUGAAGAAGAUAACGUGAUAGAAACAUUAGAUUUAUCAAUGUAUAAACGAUAA
Messenger RNA from Candida tropicalis MYA-3404, 936 nucleotides. RefSeq lists its product as uncharacterized. The coding region runs from base 1 to 936 and encodes 311 amino acids. The record is from RefSeq and is a predicted model, not a curated record. The transcript has a single exon. Lineage: Eukaryota; Fungi; Ascomycota; Pichiomycetes; Serinales; Debaryomycetaceae.